Ruditapes philippinarum (Manila clam) is the source of this 1459-nucleotide messenger RNA. RefSeq names its product zinc finger and BTB domain-containing protein 14-like. NCBI's taxonomy places the organism in Eukaryota, Metazoa, Mollusca, Bivalvia, Venerida, Veneridae. The record is from RefSeq and is a predicted model, not a curated record. Gene Ontology annotation, biological process: regulation of transcription by RNA polymerase II. The transcript is spliced from 5 exons. Gene Ontology annotation, cellular component: nucleus. Bases 201 to 1433 code for a protein of 410 amino acids. Gene Ontology annotation, molecular function: DNA-binding transcription factor activity, RNA polymerase II-specific; RNA polymerase II transcription regulatory region sequence-specific DNA binding.
UUUACCAUGGGGCCGUUUUGACAUGGACCUGUUCGGUAUUUACCAAUAUAAUGAACUUUCCGUUCUUUACUACGCCCUUUCAUUAGCUGGCAUUGGCGAGCGUCAUUUUCAAUAAUUAAUCUAGAUCUAUAGAUCACCAAAAAAGGAACUGAUUGAAUUGUAUUAUUAGAUAAAAAGGGAAAGUAAAAGCCUAUGACGAUAUGGAUUCAAGCUCAUACUUGAUGAUGUUGUAUGUAACCUUGGAGCAGGAAUCUGCUCUUAGGGACUUCUUCGGAGAGCAAGGAUGGAUGUUUUGUAAACCAGAUUUGUCAGUUACCACAGACAAAUUAGGACCUAGCAUUCCAUGUAAACAAGAUCCUGAUGAAGAAACAAUUUUUCCAGAGACAAACAUGUUCCCAGUUGUUAAACCAUCAUUUCCUACAAUUAAAAUAAAUUCCAUUCUAUCAAACAUGGAAAGAAAGAAAACUUUCAUACCAAGAAAAGGGAAACGGAAAGCAACAUCACUUCUGAAGAAGCCAGUGAUUCCGGUGAAACAAACUAGAGGUGCGAAAGAUAAAACAGUUGCUACAGUAGAGGAAUCUAAUGAAAAUAAAGGCACAGAAAGUACAAAGGCAAUAGAGGCAGAAGAUGAUUCUCAGUUUGAAAUUAAGAUUGAAAGGGAUAACGAUGAAAAUGAAUCUCCAGAUACAGGUUCAUUGAAUGAGGACACUGAUGGUGAUGGUGAUGAUGAUUUUAGAGAUAAAGACGACAUGGAAUAUGAUAAUGAGGUAGAAACAGCGGAAAGUGUUGAAAAUGCAAGUGGAAAAGGUGAAAGUGUCGAGUCUGCAGAUGGUUCUGUUGUUGAUGAUACUGUAGCGAGUGAAAGCACUACAAACAAAAUGGAGAGUUCAAAAAAACCUUUUGAAUGUAAAAUUUGUGGGAAAACAUAUUCAAAAAGUCAUAUGAGCAGACACAUGAAAUUGCAUGACUCAAAUGCGGAACUUCACCAUUGCCGGGUGUGUGGGAAGGGUUUUUAUGAAAAAUACUCCAUGAAAAGGCAUGAGAUGGCCCUGCACCAGUGUGCCAAACCACACAAGUGUGAUCUUUGUGAUGAAUCAUUCUCCUAUACGUACCAAGUAAAACUUCAUCAGAGCAAAGUACACAAUAUUGGAAAUAAAUACGAGUGUUUAAGGUGUGGAAAGUCCUUUCCGAUACAUUGCAACUUUCAGGCACAUGUCAAAAUAUGUUCAGAUCAACCACAGGAACGGAUAACAUGCGCUUUUUGUGAAAGGACGUUUAAGAGCUCCGAUUCUCUGAGAGGUCAUAUUCGGAAUAUCCAUCUUAACACGCAGGCCUAUGUUUGUGAUUUAUGUGGCAAAACUUUCAGCAGAAAAAGCAUCUUAGAACGGCACUUGAAAGCAAAAAAACACACAUUGGAUCUGGAAACUACAUAGCUAUUCCAUUCAAAUGAUUGAUACAA